Penicillium cataractarum is the source of this 978-nucleotide messenger RNA. Its product is annotated as transaldolase family protein. Bases 1 to 978 code for a protein of 325 amino acids. The record is from RefSeq and is a predicted model, not a curated record. Gene Ontology annotation, molecular function: transaldolase activity. Lineage: Eukaryota; Fungi; Ascomycota; Eurotiomycetes; Eurotiales; Aspergillaceae. The transcript has 7 exons. Gene Ontology annotation, biological process: pentose-phosphate shunt, non-oxidative branch; carbohydrate metabolic process. Gene Ontology annotation, cellular component: intracellular anatomical structure.
AUGGCAACUCAAACCGGCCUUGAUUACAUGCGCUCGCGCACAAUGGUGGACUGUGACACCUUGGAUGAGGAAGUUGCCAGAACUCUGGGUCCUUUCCAGGAUUGCACAUCUAACCAGGCCAUUGCAUUUGGCGAGCUCUCCAACCCUGCACGGACUGAGGUCGUCGUAGCAUCCAAGGCCGAUGCGAAGGUCUUGCAUUCCAAAUACUCUUCUAUUAGCGUUGAAGAGUUGGCUGUGGAGAUUGCGAUGGUGCGCCUUGCUGUUGGAAUGGCGAAACAUAUUCGUGGGCUCGUUCAUGUACAGACUAACCCUUACUAUUCGUACUCAUCAGAGAAGACUGUUGUGAACGCUCUCCGAAUCGUGCAGCUGUUCCAGCAUGUCCAACCCGGCUUCGAUGUAGCCCGCAUUGCCAUCAAGAUCCCAAGUACUUGGGACGGCAUGAUGGCGUGUCGAACGCUUGAGCUGGCCGGAGUUCGUACCCUUGCCACCACUCUCUUUAGCAUGCCGCAGGCAGUGCUUGCUGCCGAAGUGGGCUGUACAUACGUGGCCCCGUAUGUGAACGAGCUCAAGGUCCAGGUAAAUUCAGGAAUCGUGGACGAUCAGAAGUUGCUACGUCUUUGUGUCGCCAUCCAGCAAUACUACAAAUCUGUCCCAGCUCCGACCAAAGUUCUGCCGGCGAGCUUGACAUCUACUGAGGAGAUCUUUAUGCUUGCCGGGGUGGACCAUCUCACGAUUGCACCCCAUCUGCUGGCUCAACUGACACAGCCUAUGUCCACUGAUGUCACGUCCUUGUUUGAUUCCGCGGCACUCGAGCCCGUUCCUCCGGCAGGCACCUCGUAUGUGCACGACCACGGCCAAUACCAGAUUACAUUUGCUCGUGAUAGAGGUGGAGCUAGCCAAAGAAAACUGACUGAGGCUGUGAACAUUUUCUGUGACUUCCAGGACAAGCUGGAGAGCAUGAUGAAGGCUGUCGCUUAA